Messenger RNA from Seminavis robusta, 921 nucleotides. The record is from the annotation of a GenBank genome assembly. Lineage: Eukaryota; Bacillariophyta; Bacillariophyceae; Naviculales; Naviculaceae.
AUGGGAGUGAUGGCGAUUAUCUUGUGGCACUUUCUAGGCCGACCCAGCGCGGACGACGUGAAGGAAUUUGUGGGGGGUAUUGACUUUGGAGACUUUACGGACGUGCUGAAGAACAUUAGUGACUACGACUGGGGUGAUUUGGCCUUUGAAGAAGAUCCCUUUGUGGGAGAUAACACCACCAAUGCCUGGAAGACACAGGGCGCCGGACUGUCGUUGGAGUUGCAGAAUGCAUUGGAUGACAUGUGGCAAUCAGAGUUUGAUAUCGCAGUGGCAGAUUGGCAAGAAUCGGAGGUCCUGACUUUGACUACCAGUCGGGUGGCCGUGGACCAUAGUUGUGGCAGAGUCGACGGUGUCAUGCUCGUUUGCAAUGGAAACUUUGGAGACACCGGUUGGGUGGGUAUCAAUGAAGUGGAAAUUGAAUAUCAACGACAAGAUGGACCUGGUUUUAUCAUUUCCAGUGUUGCCAAGAUGAACGAGUACUACUUGAACAAUGCUGACUUUAAAAAGCGCCGAUACACAAUGUGCCACGAAAUUGGCCAUGGAUUUGGCUUGCCACACACAGACGAGAACCCGCACAACAAGGACUUGGGAAACUGCUUGGACUACACAAGCACCCCCGAAAACAAUCAGCUGCCCGGCGACGCCAACUUUCAGCGCCUGCGGUCAAUAUACAUCCGAGGAGAAGGGGAUGCGCUAGGCGGAGCCAAUGGAAACGCUAAUGGUAAUGCCAACGGAAACGCCAACUCUGGAGGAUCGGUACAACAACAAGAUAGCGUCGUUACAUCCGGCGGAGGCAACAACCGACUCCGAGGUCGACACUUGAGCAGUGAAGUGGUGUCAGAUACAGGUCAUCGCGAAGAUGACGAAGGACAGUAUUACCGUCGUGUCAUUAUAAGACACUAUCUUCCAUUGAUGGAGUAG